CUUAUUGCCUUCUCUUCCAGUUCACCCUUGAUUGCAUUCCCAGAAGCCGUGAGGUUAGACAGUCUUGGACCUCCUCUGUGGUAACAACCCUGUACUCCAUACUUUAUUCCCUUCCUUUGACCUACAAACGGAAACCAGAUUUGAUAUUGUGCAAUGGACCAGGAACAUGUAUUCCUAUCUGUAUAUCUGCUCUUCUUCUUGCGCUUGUAGGAAUAAAGAGAGCAACCAUUGUGUAUGUAGAGAGCAUCUGCCGCGUGGAAACUUUAUCCUUGUCUGGAAAGAUUCUUUACUACUUUUCAGAUCACUUCAUUGUUCAGUGGCCUGAUCUAAAGGAAAAAUAUCCCAAGUCAGUGUAUCUUGGUCGAAUAGUAUAACGACGGAAGACACGCUUUACCUAAAAUAAAUUCUGCAAGCUCCUCACUGAAGAAAUGCAUUCAUGUAGCAAUUUAUUUUCAAGGAUCCCUGUUAAGAAAUUAGGCUGGUACUGGAAAAGGAGACAAUAAUAAAAAUAUCUUGACAUUUAAGUACAUUUUUGUGGAGUUGUAUUUAUUGCCAUCAUGGAGGUCUGUUCACCAAUACCCCAUAAUGGCCCUAAGUCUACGCCGUCUCUGUUUUCAUCUAGCUUUCCUGCUAUGUGAAUGGCAAUUUUCGUCUACAAAUAAAUACGGGAAUUUGUAUGAAUUGUAACAUUUCCUGUAAGGAAACUUUGUGUAGUUUUCUAAAUUGUAAGAAACAAA
Pelecanus crispus (Dalmatian pelican) is the source of this 737-nucleotide messenger RNA. The record is from RefSeq and is a predicted model, not a curated record. Lineage: Eukaryota; Metazoa; Chordata; Aves; Pelecaniformes; Pelecanidae.